This is a messenger RNA of Populus nigra (black poplar), 809 nucleotides long. RefSeq lists its product as uncharacterized. The record is from RefSeq and is a predicted model, not a curated record. The transcript has a single exon. Bases 166 to 606 code for a protein of 146 amino acids. NCBI's taxonomy places the organism in Eukaryota, Viridiplantae, Streptophyta, Magnoliopsida, Malpighiales, Salicaceae.
UCUCCAUUUAUCUCCCCCGCACGAACCUGCUGACAAAACUCUGCUCCGUAUCUCAAAGAGAACUCUUUCUCUUCAUGUUCCUUUGUUUCCCAUCUCCUCAGAAUUAAAACCAUGCCUAAAUUCCCAAACGAACGACGACCGUCUGAUUAAAGCAUCAGCCCUCAGAUGUCAUCAUCUUCGUCAGCUUUCUCUACGAUCUGCAUCCUACACUCCCUGAUAGCCAUAACAAGUGGAACACUCAUGAUGUUCCAAAUGAAGGAAAUCUACACCUUCACACAUGGUAAUGAAACUGCCACAAAGCUGAUGGGGUCGACCCCACACGACCAGCUCCUGAUCCGGACCUCCGAUUCAUUUUCCGGGUUGCUUCUGUUUGAUAUCGGGUUCUUGAUAUUCAUGGUUUCCUUUGUCAAGGAUAGAGAGUUUCAAUCUUUCUUUGCAAAGGGGUGUGCUGUUCUUCAUGUUUUCAUGGUUCUUUGGAGGGUUAAUUUUGAGAGGAGAGUUGAGGUGUUGGCUUGGGUUUGUUUGAGACAGACAGUUGGUGAUAUCUUAUUGGCUCUCUCUUGGGUUUUAUUUCUUGUUUGUUCUUGGAGCGAGAAGUACGAUUAGGGCUCUACUAUUUUCUUUAAUCUCCAUAUUUAGGGUUUUCUUUUCUUUUCUUUUUUGCCCUUUUCCGACGGAGUGUUAUUUUCCUUUUGAUGUGAUGUGUAUAGUCACGCCCUACCCCUUCGUCCUCGAGUGGACAACUCUUAGGCUUCUGCUGUGUGAACUGUGAAAAGCUUGUUAUUAUAUUGAAGCACCUGAUUUUUCCA